AUGAAAGCAUCUGGUUCACCUUGUCCUCUCGAUCAAAUAUCAGUCAUAUGCUUUAAGCGAUGUCCUUACCUAAGAACUUAUUUAACUGAACUAAUACGCUCUGUCUGGCUUUCAGGAUCUAUCCCGAGUGAAUGGAAAAGAGCUUGCACUAUACUUAUUCAUAAGAAAGGCAACACGAGUAUUCCCUCAAAUUUCCGACCGAUCACACUCGAAUUUAUACCGCUUAAAGUAUUUACAUCAUGUCUGCGUAAUGCAAUGUACUCCUUUCUCACCGCCAAUAACUUUAUAGAACAUAACAUACAAAAAGGCUUCACCCCAAAUCUGUCAGGUACUAUGGAACAUACUGCGCAAAUGGCUAAUAUAAUAAACAAAGCUCGGAUAAAACAACGUUCACUUGUCAUCACACUACUUGACCUCAAAAACGCUUUUGGAGAAGUUCAUCACAACUUAAUCCAAUCUGUCCUUGGCUAUCAUCACAUCCCUAAUCACAUGAAUAAUUUAAUAAAAAGCUUAUACACUGAUUUUAAAACUUCCGUAAUUACGUCUGAGUUCCGUACCCAUUUUAUACCUGUUGGCCGUGGUGUAUUGCAAGGUGACUGUCUUAGUCCUCUACUAUUUAAUAUGUGUUUCAACACAUAUAUUCAGCAUAUCAAAGCUGAAAAGUACCGUCAGUUCGGUUUCUCCCUCCAACUUCUUAAUCCAAUCCACUGGUUUCAGUUUGCCGAUGAUGCUGCGGUUAUUACUGGUCAAGAGUCGGAAAAUCAACAUCUCCUUAAUCGAUUCUCUAUCUGGUGUCAAUGGUCCAACAUGGUUGUUAGAGUUGAUAAAUGUAGCACAUUUGGCAUCAAAAAAGUUUUAUCAAAAUCUGCCCAGUACCUGCCGAAGCUUUUGAUCAAUAAGGAUCUCAUACCAACGAUUAAGACUGGAGAAUCAUUUGAGUAUUUGGGACGACAUUUCGACUUUAACAUGACUAAUGAAAAACAUAAAUCUAAAGUGAUUUCCCUCAUUGAUGAACUAAUGUCCGAAAUAGAUCUUAAACCUCUUCACCCAAAAAACAAAAUUUUACUUUACAGUCGUUAUGUUUUGUCCAAGCUAUCCUGGCAUUUUACUGUUGCUACGAUAUCUAAAACUUGGGUAGUCGAAAAUAUCGAUUCUUCGGUGAACAAGUACAUCCGAAAAUGGCUGGAAGUACCUAUAUCUGGAACACUGAGUAACGUUUUUCUAACCCAUAAUAAGUUUGGUCUAAAUAUCCUCCCUGCAUCAGUCAAAUUCAUUCAGUGUCAAACAGUUCUACGCAAUGCCCUAAAAACAUCUCCAAACGAUUCAAUAAACGAACUGUGGAAGUCAACUAAUAAUCAUACUAACAUUCAAUACGAUAGCUACAACUCAACUAAAGAAGUUUUAAAAACUUUCCAUUCUCAACAAGAAAAUAAACUUAGGAACCAUUUGAAAUGUCAAGGUUCCUUUUUCGAAAAUGUUUCUAAAUUCUCCCUGUCACAACUUAACGCAAUCUGGUCGGUAUCGCAAUCAAAGCUACCAAAGAACAUUUUCAACUUUACAAUUCGUUAUAUAAAUAAUACCCUUCCUACCCGAAAGAACCUCAGUAGAUGGGGAAUUUCAUCAAGUUCUGACUGCUCGUUCUGCUUACACCCUGAAUCACUUCUACACGUUGUUGCCGGUUGUCAACAUUACUUGGAACGAUUUACUUGGAGACACGAUUGCAUACUAAACUUUCUUGCAAAAACUUUUCAAAGUUUAAACGAAUGCAAAUUACAUGUUGAUCUUCCUGGAUUUGAAAGCCCCUCGAUUAUUACGGGAGAUGAAUAUCGUCCUGAUUUACUUGUCUCUACUUCAGACAAACACCUCUACGUUGUUGAACUUACCGUAGGCUUUGAAUCAAACCUCACAAACAAUGUUAACCGCAAGAAAGCUAAAUAUAAAAACCUAAUUAGAGAACUGGAUCAAAACUUUACAUUAGUUAAAUUUAUAAAUCUUUCUGUCAGUUCGCUAGGGGUGUUUGACAAAGAAUGUCAUACAUUCGUAAAAAUGCUAAAUGAGUUAGGACUGGAUAAUCAACACCAACAAUAUUGUAUCAGAAAAAUUAUAUCUAUUGCCAUCCGAUCAACGUACUACAUAUUUUGCUGUAGAAAUAAAGAAUGGACAAAUCCCGAACUAAUGAACAUUUAA
Messenger RNA from Paramuricea clavata, 2187 nucleotides. NCBI's taxonomy places the organism in Eukaryota, Metazoa, Cnidaria, Anthozoa, Malacalcyonacea, Plexauridae. The record is from the annotation of a GenBank genome assembly.